Molecule: messenger RNA, 1027 nt
Organism: Ceratosolen solmsi marchali
Lineage: Eukaryota; Metazoa; Arthropoda; Insecta; Hymenoptera; Agaonidae
Gene: Vha36-1
Product: V-type proton ATPase subunit Vha36-1
Exons: 4
Coding region: 104-850 (248 amino acids)
Molecular function (GO): proton-transporting ATPase activity, rotational mechanism
Source: RefSeq, a predicted model, not a curated record
GCUGGUCCGGUUCAUUUCCAUUAAUUUCAUUCUGAUAGAAUAAUAUUCCGGUCCAUCACAAGUCAGCUGAUCAAUUUUAUUCCUGUCUCCUUGUACUAAAAACAUGUCAGGAAAGGAUAAACUUCCAAUUUUUCCCUCUCGGGGAGCUCAAAUGUUGAUGAAAUCUCGAUUAGCAGGUGCACAAAAAGGUCAUGGUUUGCUAAAGAAGAAAGCUGAUGCUUUACAAAUGCGUUUUAGAAUGAUUUUAGGAAAAAUUAUUGCGACAAAAACACUGAUGGGUGAAGUGAUGAAGGAAGCGGCUUUUUCAUUAGCUGAAGCAAAAUUUGCCACUGGUGACUUUAACCAGGUUGUCCUACAAAAUGUUACAAAGGCACAAAUUAAAAUCCGCUCAAAAAAAGACAAUGUAGCGGGAGUAAAUCUUCCAGUAUUUGAAUCGUAUCAAGAUGGAACAGAUACAUAUGAAUUAGCUGGUUUAGCCAGAGGUGGUCAACAAUUGACAAAAUUAAAAAAAAAUUACCAAAAGGCAGUGACAUUACUGGUUGAGCUAGCUUCCCUGCAAACUAGUUUUGUCACUCUCGAUGAAGUGAUUAAAAUCACAAAUCGUCGUGUAAAUGCUAUCGAGCACGUUAUCAUUCCAAGAAUAGAAAGGACACUAGCUUAUAUUAUCUCAGAGUUGGAUGAACUUGAGAGGGAAGAGUUUUAUCGUUUAAAGAAAAUUCAGGAUAAGAAAAAGCAAGCGAAAGCUAAGGUCGAAGCACUUAGACGCGAAAUGAUUGCUGCUGGAAGAGAAGAUAUAAGAGGAGAUGUUGCUAAUAUGCUUGACGAGGGAGAUGAUGAUAUAUUGUUCUAAGUACUAGAAACAAUAGUUUUGUUUAAAGUGAAAAAUGAAUUAUAUAUUAGAGGUAAUUAAAAUGAGUUUAUGGAAAAGAUUAUGCAAAGUUCCUAGCUAACUUCUACCUCUAACUCAUUAAUUAUCUUAAAUCCUUUUCUUAGAUAAGCAUUAUAUUUUGUUUUUAGAUUUACACAA